This is a messenger RNA of Colletotrichum destructivum, 1548 nucleotides long. Its product is annotated as Putative zn(2)Cys(6) fungal-type DNA-binding domain-containing protein. Lineage: Eukaryota; Fungi; Ascomycota; Sordariomycetes; Glomerellales; Glomerellaceae. The record is from RefSeq and is a predicted model, not a curated record. The transcript has 2 exons. Gene Ontology annotation, molecular function: zinc ion binding; DNA-binding transcription factor activity, RNA polymerase II-specific. Bases 1 to 1548 code for a protein of 515 amino acids. Gene Ontology annotation, biological process: regulation of DNA-templated transcription.
AUGGACGAGCAGAGCCAAGACGCUAUCAGCCGCAGGAAUCUCCGACGAUCAGCGUGCGACCUGUGCCGCGAAUACAAAGUCAAAUGCAGCGGAAACAGACCCAAGUGCGACCGCUGCACCAGGCUGGGCAAGGAGUGCAUCUUUUCGGUGGCGAGACCGCGGCCUCAAGAUCAGGAUCUCCGGUUCGGCACCAGGCCCGGGCCCAAGGCCCAUGACCGGUUCAUCCACGUGGACCCGGCCAUGUAUCGCACCACCGGCAGCAACAGCAGCGGCGGCAACGUGGACAACAUCAGCAACAACAACAAUAACGGCCAACAAGCGACCAAAGAGCGGUCCACCGGCCCGUCGUGGCGCCAGAACCCCGAUACUUACGGGGAAGACGCGCGUACCGGCGCUUUUCACGGUUGCUGGCCCGACACCCUCCCGCCUCUGCACCACCACCAUCUCCCGGCCGCCUCCAUCCCCUCGGCAACAGCAGCGCCCAUCACGAGGCCGCCAAGCCAGGCCGCCUCCCUGACGCUGGACCGUGACGUCGACAUGGCGUUCCAGCACGCCGAGCGCGCCAGCUCGUCCGGCCAGAGCGAAGCCCACCUCUCCUCCGUGUCGGACGAGGGCUGGUACUGGAACAACGUCCCGGACUUCAGCGACAAUGCGUACAGCGGCAGCAGCGCCGACAUCUACCGCGCCGUAUCGGACGACUUUGCUCUUCUGGUCUCACGGGGCGGCAUCCCCCCACCACACGAAGAGGGCCAUGGCGGCCGUGACAAGAGCAGACAGCAGCAGCAGCAGCAGCAGCACGCCCCGGCACCCGGCAGUGCUCCCACUCACGCCCUAUCAGUCUCGGCGUUGAGAUCGCAUUCGAUGAUGAGGAGGGCGGACAACCAUAACCACAAUCACAAUAACAACAACAACAACUCCCACCACCACAACCACCACAACCAGGGCUCCGGGGCAAUGACGUUGUCCUUGGCGGCGGGGUCCCGUUCCUCCUCCUCAUCCUCCUCCGCCGAGUGCUCGUGCGUGCAGCAGCUCACGCUGAGCCUGUUCGACCUCAGCACGUGGAAGGCGGACCAGCGGCCGGGCGCUCCGGCCGGCGGGGACUCCCCGACCCUGUCCGAGUACUGCAUGAUCUACCACAACUCCAUGAGCCUGUGGGAGCGGCUCAUCAUGGGCUGCGUGAGGUGCCUGUCGCGGCCGCAGUUCGCGCAGCUGCUGAUCCUCAACAUCGAGCAGCUCGUCCACCUGCAGCGGAACCAGCAGGUCCUGCUGCAGCGGCCGCGCCCCGCCUCGUCGUCGUCGACGACGCCUCCGUCGCCGCCGCCACCGACCGCCCUCUCCGACGUCAUCAGGAUCGGGGACUACGUGGUGGAGAGCGAGACCGAGAGGGCGGCCAUCAUCGGGCCCCUGCUGAAGGGCCGGGCGGCCGGUCUGAUGGACUUCAUCGACAGCCUCCGCGAGCUGCUUCUGCCCACGGGCAUGCCGGACCUCGGGGCGAGGCUGGACUCGAUGACGGACAAGUUGAAGCAGCGAGGCCUGGAGUGUGGUUGA